Messenger RNA from Eremomyces bilateralis CBS 781.70, 150 nucleotides. RefSeq lists its product as uncharacterized. Lineage: Eukaryota; Fungi; Ascomycota; Dothideomycetes; Eremomycetales; Eremomycetaceae. The transcript has 4 exons. The coding region runs from base 1 to 150 and encodes 49 amino acids. The record is from RefSeq and is a predicted model, not a curated record.
AUGAUGUACGGAGCCCCACCCGCCCCUUCAAAGGACCAACUCGCCUUGCAGGAACGCAUGGCACAGGCGGAGGUGUCGUUUGCAUUGGGGUUGUGUGCGAUACUGUAUAUCUCGCCGCACGCGAUCGAGUAUUUCACGAAGCUGUUCUGA